Setaria italica (foxtail millet) is the source of this 1448-nucleotide messenger RNA. RefSeq lists its product as uncharacterized. The transcript is spliced from 2 exons. The record is from RefSeq and is a predicted model, not a curated record. NCBI's taxonomy places the organism in Eukaryota, Viridiplantae, Streptophyta, Magnoliopsida, Poales, Poaceae. Bases 343 to 1029 code for a protein of 228 amino acids.
CCUCCUCAGCCGCCGCCGCCGCCGCCCCCCCACCCCCACUCUCCGGUCUCAACUGAGACCCGGCCGUCCGUCCCCGAAGAUCCUGACCGGUAGCGUACUCAGGGAAGCUGGCCAAACAUAUCCAGCGGCCCCUCCUCCACCUAUUCUUCUCCCAUCUGCCGUCGGAGCAGUUCGCGGUGCCUCCUUCUGAUCCGGCGCAUCGUCAGGUCGAUCCCGUCGAACCAGUUUGGGCCGCCUCCUUCUGAUACGGCGCAUCGUCAAGCGGAUCCCGUCGAACCAGUUCGGUCCGUUUCCUUCUGAUCCGGCGCAUCAUCAAGCCGAUCCAAAGAAAGGAUAUUGGACAUGACGUCAAGAAUUUUCAAGAUCGCAAGAAAGUCUGUGGUCAUUGUGUCUGACAAAAAUGAUGGUGAUGCCUACUGCACUGGUUGUGUUAUGGUCAAGGAUAAGAAUGUAACAGUGAUAGCUUCAGCAGGUUUUGUGAAUGGGCGGGAGAGCUGCCUGAAGGUUGUCUUUUAUGACAAAACCGAGCUGGAUGCUAGAGUGGUUGCUGUCCAGGGUUCAUUCUGUUUAGUCAGAACAACCUUCCACUCAGGCUGCCUUCCACUCAGACUGUUGAAAGACGAAGAUGCUGUGGUUGUUCCUCAGAGUACCUUUAUGUUCAUCCCACAAUCUCAGAAAAUUAUUACGAGGAUCUCUACUUAUGCUACUGUGGAGACACUUGAAUCGUAUCUUAACAUUGAAACAGAUUUGGCAGCUGAUUCCACCAAUUAUUUUUUGGUGUCUUGUGAUUAUUUUGGGAAGAAUCAUGAUGGGACUAAUAGGCUUACUGCUUCACCUGUAUUCACUAUGGGGGGUAAGACUGCUGGCAUUGUUCUACAGGAUUGUCGUCUAAAUGAUAAUGAUUCUGGUGCUGAGGUGAAAGUUACGUUAAAAGCAAGACACCUUCAUAGACACCUUCAUGAACUGAUGGCGUUAGUUGACCCAGCGGCAAGACCAAAGAGGCCUGGAAAGAAGAGAAAGAGAAGUUAGUUGACCCACCAACAAGACAAAGGAAGCAUGUAAAGCUGGAAAGAAGAAAGAAAGUUGAAUGAAGAAAGAGGAGUUGAACUGAUGGUCCUAGUUAACCCACCGGCGGCAAAGACGAGAGAGGAUGUGACAUUGGAAGGAAAGGAGAAAAAGGAGGUGACACUACGGUAGGAACUUAGGAUUGAAACAGAAAUUAUGUCACGAUGCAUUGUGAUAUACGAAGAUUUGUGCAUCGUACUGUAAUAGAGAUCUGUUAAGUCCUUUAUGCCUAGAUUUUCUUGCUUGCUUAUUAACCUGUGACACUAGUUGUGUCUGCUUGUGUUAUUUAUGAUUGACCGUGUCAAAACUAUUAUUAUCUUUGAUACAUAAGGUUAUGUAUGUUGUCAAACACAGUAUAAGAUAUUUAUGUGUUUUUCCUUCCA